UGGAAAAGGCCGAAACUACUUAUAAUAAAACAACCGAAGCAGCCAGUAUUAUGCGUUGCGCGAAGCUCCUGGCAUAACUGUAGCAGCCAGCGGACGCCCCCUCCGCACUGCCGCGGUUGCGACUAACUACCUACAUUUUUUUUAUUCUUCACUCCCUUUCUUAUAAUUUGGCUUCCAAGCUCCAAGUUACACACCAUCACUAGUGUCGAUUUACAAGAUUUCUCUUCAACCAUUAAGAAUGGAAACCAUGGAAGACAAGUCAAUUUUUGACUUGGAGAAACAAAUUUUAAACAAAUUCAGAGAUUUCAUGACUGGGUUUACAAAGAUUGAUGAGUUGGGAACUGCUGGAAGCAAGCUUUUGUCUGGUUUUCAACAAGCAUUAGAGUUUAUAAGGAAGCCUCCUAUGGAUACAAGCUCUAAAUUAGUCAACAGUAUCAUUAAAGCUAAUGAAACUGAAAGACUUAAGUCCUAUGUCAACUUCGAAUGUAAGAACCGCAAAGAUGUUGACCAGAACGCAACCAGUUUGGGCUCAUGUAAACAUGGACUUCUUCUCCAGAUAAGACAAGUGAAGGUAGUACUUGAUGAACUUGAAGAUAUACAGGCUAAUGUAAGAAAUGUCCUGCAAAGUAUACAUGGAAAAUUAUCAUCCCUUUCAGAUACGGAUAUUGAUUUUGAAAUGAACGAGCAAGAGAUCUAUAAUGAUUUGGACGACAAAAAUACUGCUUUCUGUCAUUCUGGAAGUACUGAUGUUACAACUACAAAAGUUAAGGAAAAUACUGAUUCCACACAUUUAGCUGCUCUAAUGGUUGCCAUAUACAGUAUGGUCCAGCAAGACUAUUUGAUGCAGGAAAGGAUCGUUUCUGCGUUAGAUCUGAAUGUGUCAUCGGAAGAACUGGAAAGCUACUGCCUAAUGUGGUCUUUGCAUCCCUUCAUAAACGAUGAACUUGUGCAUGAAGCUUGGAAAUAUAUUCACUGAAUAAUCUUUUGUUUUUAUUGUAUAGAAUCAGUUACCAUAAGGCUAGAUAAAUAUUUUGCACUAUUUAUUAAGAAUUCUAUUUAAAGAAUGGUUCUAAGAGUUGUCAUAUUCAUUGCAUUAUGAUACUAAAUCUAAUUGUAACACAAUAUUUAUAUUUCUCUUUCUAAUAGCAAAGAUUGUACAAGUAUUUAUUUACAUGAAAGGUA
Molecule: messenger RNA, 1182 nt
Organism: Vicia villosa (hairy vetch)
Lineage: Eukaryota; Viridiplantae; Streptophyta; Magnoliopsida; Fabales; Fabaceae
Exons: 8
Coding region: 239-976 (245 amino acids)
Source: RefSeq, a predicted model, not a curated record